Cornus florida is the source of this 1466-nucleotide messenger RNA. RefSeq names its product glucan endo-1,3-beta-glucosidase 14-like. The coding region runs from base 118 to 1305 and encodes 395 amino acids. Gene Ontology annotation, cellular component: plasma membrane. The transcript has 3 exons. Gene Ontology annotation, biological process: carbohydrate metabolic process. Gene Ontology annotation, molecular function: hydrolase activity, hydrolyzing O-glycosyl compounds. NCBI's taxonomy places the organism in Eukaryota, Viridiplantae, Streptophyta, Magnoliopsida, Cornales, Cornaceae. The record is from RefSeq and is a predicted model, not a curated record.
GAAGCAUUGCAUUCCAGAAACCACGGUUACCUUCUUUGGAUUGCUACAAAUCUACAUAUUGUACGCUCAUUUCUUAAAAGGGAAUGGUCCUUUGCAUUUGAUUCUCCAUUCAGAUCAAUGGGGUUCUCUUAUUUCUUCCUCGGGUUUCUUCUCCUUUUCAUGCUCAUCUUUCCCAAUUUUUUAACGGUGCUUGCAUUCACGGGAACAUAUGGAGUGAAUUAUGGCAGGAUUGCCGACAAUAUCCCUCAACCUGAAAGUGUAGUGACACUUCUGAAGGCAGCAAAGAUUAAGAAUAUCAGAAUUUAUGAUGCUAGUCAUGAAGUCCUCACUGCCUUCAAAGGGUCCGGCAUUGAAAUAGUGGUCGGAGUGGGGAAUGAGUAUUUGGAAGAGAUGAGCGUGAAUGAGGUUCGUGCCAUGGAUUGGGUGAAAGAAAAUGUGCAGCCAUUCCUCCCCAAAACUAGCAUUAGAGGGAUUGCUGUGGGGAAUGAGAUCCUGGGGAGUACUGAUCCGGAACUCUGGGAGGUUUUGGUGGGUGCUGUCAAAAAUGUGUACAAUGCCCUUGACCGACUCGACCUAAGUAAAGUAGUGGAGGUCUCGUCCCCACAUUCAGAGGCUGUAUUCGCUAAUUCCUUCCCUCCUUCUGCAUGUGUAUUUAAGGAGAGUAUUCUUCCAUACAUGAAACCUCUUCUGCAGUUCUUUUCACAAAUUGGUUCACCUUUCUAUAUUAAUGCUUACCCAUUUCUCGCCUAUAUGAGUGAUCCCGAACACAUUGACAUUAACUAUGCUCUUUUCCAGUCAAAUCCUGGGAUUUAUGAUGCGAAAACUAAAUUGCAUUACUACAACAUGUUUGAGGCUCAAGUUGAUGCGGCUUAUGCUGCUUUGGAGAAAGUUGGUUUUGAGAAGAUGGAUGUCAUUGUUUCGGAAACUGGUUGGGCUUCUCGUGGGGAUGAAAGUGAAGCAGGGGCCACUGUAAAAAAUGCAAGGACUUACAAUUAUAAUUUGAAGAAACUGUUGGCAAAAAAGAAGGGGACCCCUUACAGGCCUAAAAAAGUGAUUAAGGCAUAUGUUUUUGCCUUGUUUAAUGAGAACUUGAAGCCUGGGCCGACCUCUGAAAGAAAUUUUGGACUUUUUAAAGCUGAUGGGAGCAUUGCAUAUGAUAUUGGAUUUACUGGACUUGUACCUUCCUCUGCAGUGUCAUCUCGUCUCUCCUCAAAGGAUAUUGGUCUACAAGGGUGGUUUGGGUCAUUUUACUCGUUGCUUUACACGACUUGUGCUGCAGUUCUGCUUUUGAUUUUGAUGUCUUGACUGGCCAUAGCUUCAAGCUCUCAUUGUCCCCAUUCUAUUGAUGCAGAAUCAGUUCAUAGGAGCACUCGGAAGUUCUUAAAUGUGCACAAAUCAUUGUAAAGGAACAUGGUAUUGAUUCAUUAUUAUUAUUGUAUUUACCAACGCAUUCCUGAAAUACUUGA